This is a messenger RNA of Ilex paraguariensis (yerba mate), 363 nucleotides long. NCBI's taxonomy places the organism in Eukaryota, Viridiplantae, Streptophyta, Magnoliopsida, Aquifoliales, Aquifoliaceae. The record is from the annotation of a GenBank genome assembly.
AUGCUGGAGAAUGUGCACAUGAUUCCAGAACCACCAUCAUGGUGGCACCCUACUUCUAGCCUCCCAGGUUUCAGUACCAACCAUCCAUCUUGUGGCCAAUCACUAGACGAUGAUGGCAAUACAUCACGCAACGACGAUGGUUCCAAAUCCUCGGAUUUUAUACAGAGGCGAACUAGAGGUCCUACCUUGACGCAUGGCGGCAGUGUGCUACACAUUGAGGAAAAUGAAUUAAGGCAACCAAUUGGUGAAAAAGCCUCUCCACUUCAAUCUCGUUUAGGCAUGCUAGCUCGAAAUGGGACCAUGGCACCUUUAAAUUGGCACGAGUGGCGUGCUGUUCCCAAGGAGUACAAAGAAAUAAUAUGA